Molecule: messenger RNA, 402 nt
Organism: Myotis davidii
Lineage: Eukaryota; Metazoa; Chordata; Mammalia; Chiroptera; Vespertilionidae
Gene: NPVF
Product: neuropeptide VF precursor
Biological process (GO): negative regulation of gonadotropin secretion; neuropeptide signaling pathway
Molecular function (GO): signaling receptor binding
Source: RefSeq, a predicted model, not a curated record
AUGGCAAGACCAGCAGAACAUAUUGAACCUAAUAAGUUAGGAAACCUUAAAGGGGAAAAGAAAAGAAGUUUCCGUUUUGAAGAAUUAAAAGUUUGGGGUCCAAAACACAUCAUGAAGACAAGCACACCUGCAGUCAACAAAAACUUGCCCUUGCGACCUGGGAGGCCCAUGGAAGAAGCAAGCUCUGGGGCAAUGGCCACCCUGCCUCUGAGAUUUGGAAGAAACAUGAAGGAAAGCACCAGACAUGUUCCUAAUCUGCCACAAAGGUUUGGGAGAACAACAGCCAAAAAUGUGACCGAGACACUGAGUGAUGUGCUCCAAAGACCCAUGCAUUCACCAUCUGUCAGUGAGCUGCUUUAGGCUCUGUCCUGUCAGCCCCCAGAAAUCCAGAAUCCUGAUUAA